CAAUCAACAGCACGUGUUGAUGUCGAUAUACCAGAAAGCACAGAAGCUGGCGCUCAGUAUUUUCUACCAACGGCCACCGACCGCGACUCGCCAGCAAACAGUGUUUCCGCAAAGUAUUCGAUCGUUGAAGGAGAUACAAACAAGUUCGGCUUGUUGGUGGAUUCUUCCCCUGGUCAGGAAACACUGCUGUUUCUCGUGACCAAAACCAAGUUCAACAGAGAGAUACAAGAAAUCUACCACCUCAAUAUAUCAGCAACUGACGAUGGGACGCCAUCUUUGUCGGGGUAUUUAUCUGUUACUAUUAAUAUAAUCGACAACAACGACAAUGAACCGGUGUUUGAUAUGAGUGAAUAUACAGCUACAGUAAAUGAGAAUGCAACGGUUGGAACUCAUAUUCUUACUGUACAUGCAAGUGACCUUGAUAAGGGCGCCAACGGAGAUGUGAGUUAUAGAAUCAGCGAACGCUCGGAUUCGAACAACUUAUUCUCUGUGAAUACAUUAAGCGGGGUUAUAACUUUGCGUGGACAACUCGAUUACGAGAUUGCCACGAGCCACAGACUGUCACUGGAGGCCUUCGACGGUGGAGAACCAGAAUUAUUUGGACGAGCAUUCGUUACGAUAACAGUUGUAAAUGUGAACGACAACAACCCCGUUAUCAGUUUUAGAUUCGUCCCACCUUCUGCUACCAUUGCAUCGGUGGAAGACGGCGCAACAUCUGGUACGCUAAUAGCUUUGGUAACGGCGACCGACCGAGACAACGCCAGAUCAUCAAAUAGUCCGAUUGACUUGGAAAUAGUAUCCGGAAAUGAAUUAGGAAACUUCCGUCUGUUGAUUGUGCCACGGAUUAAUAUAGGAAGGCUUCAGGUUGUAGGCAAGAUUGACGGAAAUCAAGUGGACCGGUACAAUUUAACUUUCCGUGCGGGAGACAGAGGCUACCCGACCCCGCGGUAUUCCCACAAGUACCUCGAGGUCGUUGUCAACUCUCCAAACCAACACCCACCAAUCUUCACGGCCGAAGUAUAUCGAGCAGAAAUCUCUGAAAUCUCACCAACUGGUUCUUUUGUCGUCGCUGUUAAAGCCUCCGAUGCCGACAGAGGGAUAACUGGACGGCUAACUUACAGUAUCGUGGAGGGAAACAUCAACAACUGGUUCAAUAUAGACCAACACACCGGCCUAAUAACCACGAACUCAAGAAUACACUUCGAACACAUUACCAAUGGGCACAUUAACAUCAUAGUUACUGCACAAGACGAAAGUGCUCAACCCAGAAUCGCCAAUACUUCAGUGAUCGUUAGUGUAACAGAUGAAAACGACCAUCCACCAGUUUUUACACAAGCAGUAACUUCUAUUAGCGUUUCAGGCAACAAAAGUCCAGGUUUAUUAUUAACUGUACUUGCGACUGAUAUUGAUACAGGACAAGCUGGAAAAUUAGAGUAUUCCUUAAUCAGCGUUUAUGACGUAAAUAACCGUUACGUCACAGAGGAUUUGUUCGCUAUCAAUGCCACCACAGGAGAGAUACGGAAUGUGGUUGUUUUGAAUUCUGAAGUUUCCCAAAGCUACAAGAUAACUGUAGAAGCCGCGAACCAGCUAGCAACCAUUUGUGUUGUGCAUGUCACUAUCAACUCAGCAGUUACAACACCUCCUGUGAUUUACCCACGGAAAUAUUUCACAACGAUUCAAACAGGGUCAUACAUGGGGUUCACACUAACUGGAGUAAAUGUACUCUCCGAAAACACCGGUGAUCUUAAUUUCCGAAUGACAUCUGAACACACGGGUGUGAGGGUCGAAACUCACACUGGUGAUGUCAUAAUCACUGGUGUUUGGUCACAACCAGUGACGUUUUCGUUUGAAAUUGAAGUUUCUGAUUCAGCUGGUGUAACUUCACAAGAGCCAGCGAUUAUAAAUGUUGUUGUAACUGACCACGUCUCCCCGAUCAGCUUUGAACGAUCGGAGUUUCAGUUUUGGGUGAUGGAGAAUUCACCAAGUGGUUUUCAUAUUGGAAAUAUCAACAUAAAACAAGAGAAUGUUAAAUACGAGAUUUUGGACGGCGAUCCGGACGGUGUGUUCGCUGUAAAUAACACUGGAGACUUGACGUUAUCAACAGCGGUGGAUUACGAAGCAUUGCAGAUGUAUAAUCUAACAUUGAGUGCAUCACGUUAUACAUUAAGCUCCACGCUGGAGUACACCACAACACAUAUUAUAAUCCUUCUAAGAGAUGAAAAUGACAACAAACCAAUGUUUCUCAACGCUUUACCAAUCAAAGGACAAUCCAGAAAUCCACUUGUAUCGAAAUAUUCAGCAAACAUUAAUUUUGACUUACCCACAAACCAUGGGAAUGUACAUACAGUUAUAUAUAAUGCAACGGCCGUAGAUGACGACUCUGGUGUAAACGGUCUCCUCAUUUAUAGCCUGCUGGAUCCAAUGAAUAUAUUGAAGAUUAACGAAACAGGAAUUGUUUCGGUUGAAAGUAUAUUUACUGUGGCGAACCCAAUGAAAAAUCUAGUAUUAAUCACCACAUGUGAUAAAGGGUCACCUCAACGUUGCUCCCAACUUAAUUUAACAAUGAACAUCCGACCAAGACUAGGAUAUGAUGUCAUCGAAUCUAAAAUACGUAGGAACUAUCACGUGAUUCUAUCUGAAGAUACGAAAACGAACACUCGAUUUUUUGAUCUGUCGUUACUACAGCCAUCGAUAUGUGCUUCACCAGUUCAAGUCGCAAGUAAUGGUUCUUUGAUUACAGUGGCAACAUAUAGUUUUAUAAGCGGUAAUAUAGAUCAGGCGUUUGCCAUUUUCCCGGACGGCCAGCUCUAUUUGAAAUACAGUCGGCUAAACCGGGAAAAUGUUGCAAGUUAUGACAUAAAGAUCUUGGCAAAAUGCGAAGCAAAUUCUCAAGAAUUCGACCAAGAAAUUACAAUCAACAUUGAAGUAUCUGAUGUCAAUGAUAAUCCACCUUAUUUCCCGGUUCCAAAAUACACUUUCUACUUGUUCGAAAAUCAGGAGAAAAAUACCGAGAUCGGAACGGUUCGAGCGUUUGAUUGUGACACUGGUAUUCAUAGUACUAUAAUGUAUUCAAUUAUGACUGGGAAUAAUACAGUUCCAUUGCCCUUUGCGGUGAAUGCAUUCAAUGGGAAAAUAAUAAACACAGCGAAGUUAGACGCUGAGACUUUAUCAAGGUAUUGGAACGUUAGAAACAAUACGUUUGUGUUUGCGAUUCGUGCGACUGAUAAUAAUGGUUCUUACGUCACAAACCACCCAACGUUUCACACUGACGUCACGAUUGAAAUUGUCGUUCGUGACGUCAACGAAUUCGCGCCACAAUGUUUGAGACAGUUAUACGUCGCGAAGAUUCCAGAAAACAGCGUGAACGGCACAACAGUGGCCCAUAUCACAAGUACAGAUAUGGAUUACCAGCAAAACAACUUUGAAUACAAGUUACUACCCUCAGAUGCCACACCACCUUUCAUAAUUGAGCGCACAACUGGUCGACUAAUUGUGUCGGAUGGGAGGUACUUGGACCGAGAAGUGAAAGAGAUUCACACACUUACAAUUCAAGUGUGGGACACCCCAACCCCGACAUUAUCGAGUGAAUGCCUUGUUGAGAUUCAACUUACCGAUGUUAACGACAACCCGCCUGUGUUUCAAACUAACUCAUUAAGUUGGUCAGUAUCUGAAUCCAGCCCGCCCUACACUGUAGUGGGCCAACUUCAUGCUGUGGAUCCCGAUGCUGCUGGUUUGAACAAUCUUGUCCAAUAUUCCAUGUCUCCCACAAAUACAGCGGAUGUAGUUGAAUACUUUUGCUGUAGAAGAAUCAUCCGGAAACAUCGUUCUACUUCGGAACCUUGACCGUGAGAGUGUGAGCUCUUAUGACGUCGUUGUG
This is a messenger RNA of Ciona intestinalis (vase tunicate), 3877 nucleotides long. The record is from RefSeq and is a predicted model, not a curated record. NCBI's taxonomy places the organism in Eukaryota, Metazoa, Chordata, Ascidiacea, Phlebobranchia, Cionidae.